CCGCGUCGCGAUCCGAACCCAAACGUAAACAAACCAGGAAGAGGUGCUGCUGGUCGCUGGAUUGUCGCACUUUUGCGAAUUUCCAAGUUUAGUGAAUAAUAGUUUAGCAAAUAACACUAGCACCAGCGACAUGUUUUCGGAAAAGAUUCGACAGUUGACCGCUCUGCUCGAGAAGCAGGAACUUGAGGCGCCGAACGGGAUUGUCUCGAUUCAACUGUACUCGGAACUGUUUGCGGCCUAUCUCUACCAAAAUGAUCUCUGCAACGCCCGGUUCCUGUGGAAGCGGAUUCCCCAGAGUGCGAAAAACGGCCACGCCGAGCUGGAACAGAUGUACAAAGUUUACCAGUGCCUGUGGAACAACGACACGGCCGGUUUCUACAAAGUAAUCAACCACGACUGGUCCAAGCACGUGUCGGAGCUGAUGUUCGAGCUGAAGGAGAAGAUCCAGGCGGAAACGGUCAACCUGAUUGGCCGGGCGUACAGCUCGAUCUUCGAGAACGUGUUUGCCGAAAUGACCAACCAAACGCCGGACAUGAUCGACGAGAUGUGCCGAACGCUCAACUGGGAAAUUAUGCCAGGGGCGCAGCCGCGACUGAUCAUGCCGAAACAUCCUGCCGCGGAUAAACCGAUCGUGGUGAGCUCCGAAGACCAGCUGCAGAAGUUGACCGAUUUUGUUUCGUUCUUGGAGAAUUAAGCGGUUUCGAUGGCGGAGUGAUUUUCGGUUUAUUUUUCUCACACUUUUCCGGUCCGGUUUUGCUGCAGCAGCUGUGGCGGAAGCGUUUCUUCGAACAAUCGAUCGUAUAAAAACUACCUAAGCGUAAGAAGUCUCCUUUUUUAUUCCUGUAAAUUACUCGGUUUGAAAUAAAAUAUUGUUUGAAAUGAACGCAAAAUCGA
Molecule: messenger RNA, 894 nt
Organism: Culex pipiens pallens (northern house mosquito)
Lineage: Eukaryota; Metazoa; Arthropoda; Insecta; Diptera; Culicidae
Gene: CSN8
Product: COP9 signalosome complex subunit 8
Exons: 3
Coding region: 131-694 (187 amino acids)
Biological process (GO): COP9 signalosome assembly; protein deneddylation
Cellular component (GO): COP9 signalosome
Source: RefSeq, a predicted model, not a curated record